UGUACUAGAGUUGUCUGUUCGGGACAUUUAGUCAUAUUUUGCGUUGGGUUCAGAAGGGAAAGACAGAGCGCGUUUCGUAUUCUUUCUUUCCCAAGAUUCAGUUCGAAGAUUCAGAAUCAAGCUUAUGCGCAAUCCAGGAAUUGGAAACGACACGGUGCACGCGACGCAUUCUUGGGUGCUGUUGACGACUGAAUCGGGGCACUCUUUGUGACUUCAAAUCAUUCGGGACAUUGCGACAGGUCCGUGGAGAGUCCCUGUCCCGAAUCAAGAUGCUGGACGGAAUCAAAAUAGAAGAUCAGUUAAGAACAGGGCCAGACUCUCUGGGAGGGAUGUUUGGUUCAGAUUGUGCUCAUCAGAAUGUGUGUGAAGGAUGCCAGAGACCCAUUUCUGAUCGAUUCCUCCUGCGGGUGAACGAGUCUUCAUGGCACGAGGAGUGUUUGCAGUGCUCGGUGUGUCAGCAGCCUCUCACCACGAGCUGCUACUCCAGAGACCGGAAACUUUACUGUAAACACGACUACCAACAGUUGUUUGCCACCAAAUGCAGUGGCUGUCUCGAGAAGAUCGCUCCCACAGAGUUUGUGAUGCGUGCGCUGGAGAGUGUGUAUCAUCUGGGCUGUUUCUGCUGCUGUGUGUGUGAGCAGAAGCUGUGUAAAGGAGAUGAGUUUGUGCUGAAGGAGGGACAACUGCUGUGCAAGAACGACUAUGAGAAGGAAAAAGACUUGCUGCAUUCUCUCAGUCCAGACAUGUCUGAGUCCGAUAAAAGUGAGGAUGAAGAUCUGGAUGUGAAGCCAGAUAAAGGAUCAGGAGGUCAGGGAAAAGGCAGUGAUGAUGGUAAAGACCCCCGCAGACCCAAAAGACCUCGCACUAUUCUCACCACCCAGCAACGGAGAGCAUUCAAAGCUUCCUUUGAAGUCUCCUCUAAACCCUGCCGAAAGGUCAGGGAGACACUGGCUGCUGAGACUGGUCUGAGUGUAAGAGUCGUCCAAGUUUGGUUUCAGAACCAACGAGCAAAGAUGAAGAAGUUGGCACGUCGACAACAGCAACAACAAGAGCAGCAGACCUCACAGAGACUCGGACAAGGCAAGAGACUUCAAAACUCACACAUACAAGAUGUGAUCUCCAGCCGAAUGGAGAAUCUGAUGAACUCCUACACACCGUUGGCUCCACCUCCACAACAUCAGUUGGUCUCCAUGGACACAAACGGAUACAGCACAGACCCAUUCCAGCAGGGCCUCACUCCUCCACAGAUGCCCGGAGACCACAUGAAUCCAUACGGAAACGACUCGAUUUUCCACGACAUUGACAGCGACACGUCUCUUACCAGCUUGAGCGAUUGCUUGAUGGCUGCGGCGGAAGCCGGCUCCCUUCAGACUUGCAUCGGAAACCCCAUCGACCGGCUGUAUUCCAUGCAGAGCUCAUAUUUUGCCUCUUGAAACCAAAUCUAGACCAGGACUGCACACUCACGGAAACUUCUAAGCAGCCAAGCCCAGGCCUGCAACACCAGUCUCAUGUACGCCAACAAACCUCAGCUACAAGUCCAACUAGAGACUCAAUGUAGUAAGGACAAAAAAACAAAAAGACUUGUGAUGAAAACAAAACCAGAGCUUGGUUUUGCACUGUAGGAGCGCUCGAGUCGAACCAGGUUCAAAGCUGUGCUGGCCAAAUGCACGUGCUACACGGAACAUGUCUUCAUCUUGGUUUUGUAGGAAAAGAAAGAGUGGACAUGGACACUUAAACAAAUACUUUCAGUGGAGGCACAGUACUUUUACAGUAAAUAGUCCAAUGGAUUCUCUUGCAAAAAUUUUCAUUUCAAGAUUAAGAUUUUGUGCUGUGUGCAAACACUACAAUUUGUUUUUUCCAACAACAGCUGACAAAAAUGUCUUCGAGGACAAAAUGAAAAAAUAUGGACAUGAAUGUAGAACUAAAAUAACAGACGAUGUCAAGCCGAAACAGCUGUGUGUUUGUAAAGAUGACUAGCUAUUUAUUACGUAUAUGUGCCAAGUUAACCUACAGAACUUUAUUUAAAACACAUUGUGUUAUAGUGAGUAUCUUAAACCUCUUCAUGUGCAUCCAUGGAAAAAGAAAGUGUAGUAUUACUGUAGAUGUUUAUUUCACUGUGCUAUUUAUUUGUCAUUUGCAUUCUUGGACAUUGUAGAGGAUGCAGUUUUAUGGCCAAAUUUGCUGAGAUUACCAAAGUUUGGUGUUACUAAAAAUAAAGAAAUGA
Messenger RNA from Xyrauchen texanus (razorback sucker), 2224 nucleotides. It is a transcript of the gene lmx1ba, whose product is annotated as LIM homeobox transcription factor 1, beta a. NCBI's taxonomy places the organism in Eukaryota, Metazoa, Chordata, Actinopteri, Cypriniformes, Catostomidae. Gene Ontology annotation, biological process: neuron differentiation; regulation of transcription by RNA polymerase II. The transcript has 8 exons. The coding region runs from base 270 to 1433 and encodes 387 amino acids. The record is from RefSeq and is a predicted model, not a curated record. Gene Ontology annotation, molecular function: RNA polymerase II transcription regulatory region sequence-specific DNA binding; DNA-binding transcription factor activity, RNA polymerase II-specific. Gene Ontology annotation, cellular component: nucleus.